AUGAAAGAUUGGCUUGCAUACCAAGAGAUCACUCAUAAAGUAUCAUUAAUUGUUAACAUUAUGUGCGUUAUCAUUUUUAUAGUUCUUGGAAUGCUGAAUACAGAAAUCUUUCAACUUUCACGUGAACUUAAUCAAGCAUAUACUUAUCAAAUUCUCUUAGACUUAAUAGUGGAAUUUUUAUUAGUACUGUGUACACUUUAUAAUUUAUAUUUUUAUUUAAAAUCAUUCAACAUAUUAACAUUAUCAAAUAAAGGAAUUAUAGGAUUUUUAAUAUGGACUUUUCUCAAUUUAACAAAAAUUAUUUUUAUAAAUAAUUACUGUACUAAUUUGUAUCGUGAGGUACAAAUAACAGCACAUUUACUUCGACAAUUGGAAAUUUGUUAUUUAGAUAAUUCUAUUAGAGACGAGGUGCAACAAUUUUCAUUACAAGUUCUUCUUCAUCCUUUAAAAUUUAAUGCCGGUGGCUAUAUUUUUAAUAACAAAUUAUCAACUAUGUUUUUUGGUAAUAUAAUGACUUAUAUCAUUAUAUUAAUACAA
Apis cerana (Asiatic honeybee) is the source of this 537-nucleotide messenger RNA. RefSeq lists its product as uncharacterized. Lineage: Eukaryota; Metazoa; Arthropoda; Insecta; Hymenoptera; Apidae. Gene Ontology annotation, cellular component: membrane. Gene Ontology annotation, biological process: sensory perception of taste. The record is from RefSeq and is a predicted model, not a curated record.